AUGUCCCGAAAUGGAGAUAGUCGGGUUGGUUCAUCUGUUUGUUACAGAACAGUGGUGUCAUAUUUGUCAAUUUUAGUGGCAUUUACCAGUCUUUUACAACCGGGAAAAAAAAUUGGGCUGAGCGUGAGUGAACAUAGGGUCCCCCUUGGGUUAAUACAAUACGUUUCGUAUAGAACAUUUUGGGACAUUCCACAAAACGAAAAUUGUCGGGAGACUGGCGCGAUCAUUAAUCAGACUCACGAUGAAGAUUCAAUGAUUCAUCAAAGAUGGAUUAUCAAUCGACGAGCCAAUGAGCGUCUCUCAAUGGACCUCGUCGAAUGGGGGUGA
Molecule: messenger RNA, 327 nt
Organism: Mycotypha africana
Lineage: Eukaryota; Fungi; Mucoromycota; Mucoromycetes; Mucorales; Mycotyphaceae
Exons: 3
Coding region: 1-327 (108 amino acids)
Source: RefSeq, a predicted model, not a curated record